GGAGAGAGGGAGAGAGCGAGAGAGCCUACCUGGAGGAUUGCUAUGGCAACAGGUUGCCAGUAGCGACUGGGGUACCACUACAUCCCUGCGUGAGUCUGCGGGGAUGAGCGGCGCGUCAGGACGGAGGAGAGAAGAGAGGAACAACAAGCGGAGGGUGAGGUCUGCCCGGCUCAGUCAGCACACACAGAGACAUCACAGGAAACACUGCGAAGCUGUGUGACUCUGUGGUGAGGUGAGGAGCCCGCAGGUCUGCGAGGAAGAACCAGAACCAAGAAGGAGAACCAGAAAAUCUACCGGGAUGGAGAGCCGCCGCCGCCGCCGCUGACGCCGACGGAGACCCCCCCGAGCUCCGUCCUCACAACAACAGGUCUUAUCCGCCGGCUGAGCCCAUCUUCCCCUCCAAAAUCUUUCAGCAACCGACAAAGAGCUGGAGCCGAGACGAUCAAGCAUGGAUGUGCCCAGGAUGGCCGAGGGCCUCUUCAGCAGCACGCUGUCCUCGUCGGGUGGCGGCCAUCACGUGCCCUCCUACCUGACGCUGGAACAGAAGGCGGCGUUCGUCUUCGUGCUGCUGCUCUUCAUCUUCCUGGCCCUGCUCAUCGUGCGUUGUUUCCGCAUCCUGCUGGACCCGUACCGCAGCAUGCCCUCGUCCAACUGGACAGACCACACCGAGAAGGACACGUUCGAUUACCGCAUCGUCUGAGGAACCCGCGCCGAGGGAGCACAGAUUGGAAAACAGAAAAAAAAUAAAAAUAAAAGACUCAUUUGAUGCUUAAAGAGCACUUUGGCCCUAAGAACAAAUGACUGCUGAUUCACCGGGAAAACAACAGCUUCCAGAAGAUCUUCUGAAAGUUCAGACUGAAAAGAAUUUCAACGUCUCGUCGUGGAAAUGAGCGCCAACCAGAGUUCAACAGCUUCUCCCUGCCAAAUCCGAAAAUUCUCAACUAUUACAAGACAACCAAGAACUAUGCUAUGAAGAUGAUUAAUCCAACCACCAUGACCGAGUCCAAGUGAUGCACCAGAGCCACUUACGGUGACCCCAUAACCGCCUCCCCGUUCCCCCGCCAUCAGUUCUCUUGUGGACUACCUCGUUCCUCCUCCAUCUCAUGUGUGGAAGACUUUUCUCACAUCUCACACAGGGUCGAAUAUCUUUCUGAGGUCUAAGCCAGUGGGAUACUAACAGUUUACAUCUUUAUCAUGUUUACGUAUUUAGAUUUUUAUUGAUAAUGUAGACAAUCAGUGUUUGAAACCGUUCGUGAAAAAGAAUAAAUAGUCGAUUGGUUGUUUUUUUUUUUUUGUUCGUUUGUUUUCAACGUCUUAAUUUGUGGACGGAAACGAGAGGUCCAAAAGCCUUCUGUGCGACUGAUUCAGGCCGAGAGGAGUUUAAUGCCUUAUGUCUUUGUAAGAUGUUCUGCGGUGGACGGUUCGUGUUCAAGGUCACAAAGCAGGUCAAGUAAUUACAAAGAAGGGAACCGUCGAGGAAAAAAGUUCUCCCUUUAAUGUUCCGGAAAGGUUUGGAUGGAUCGACGCCAGCAGUGAGUAACUUUAACCGUUCAGUGUGUGUGUGCGAUAAAAAGAGGCCGGCGUCCACGUCUUUAGAUGUCAACAACCAAAAGAGGUAUUGAAGAUUUAAAAAAAAAAAAAACAUUUACUGUGCUGUACCUUGUGCCUAAUU
Messenger RNA from Larimichthys crocea (large yellow croaker), 1672 nucleotides. RefSeq names its product cortexin-3. Lineage: Eukaryota; Metazoa; Chordata; Actinopteri; Sciaenidae. Bases 449 to 700 code for a protein of 83 amino acids. The record is from RefSeq and is a predicted model, not a curated record. The transcript is spliced from 2 exons.